AUGCUCUACGGCCCUAAAGUCCUUCCCGCCUUUUUUGUUAUCAUGACCGGCUGCGCUAUCCUCUGCUUCCUCCUCGCCACUGAUCCCACAUUGAGCCCCUACCACGCUGUCGUCUGCUUCGUCCUUGCUUUCGUGCGGAUCCCCAUUGCUCCCUGCUCACUUCCAUCCCCCCAAUCCUCCCCAUCCAGCCCUCCAUGCCUCUCUUUCUUCUCACACAUGGCUCUCUCCAGUCAAGUUCCUCCCCCAAUCCAGCCCUCAGUUCCCUCACCCAAACCGCCCCCCCCCCCCCCUCUGUCCUCGCAGGUGCUCCAGUCGCGUCUGACUAUAGCAAGGACAGCUUCGUCCCCCGCCCACGUGGACUUUGAGUAUUCGGACACGCUCUGUGGCACGGCAUGGCGGGACGACUACAUCCGCCUGCACUCCGCCAUUCGCUCCGCCAGUGCCGCCGCCUACACCCCUCCUCCCUCUCCCACUCCCCCUCCCCCUGCUUCCUCCCCCGCCUCCCACUCCUCCCGCCGAUUGCUCUCGCUCGCAAAUUCCCCACCACUGCCACCACCAGCCGCAGCAGCAACAGUGACAUCAGCAGCAGCAGCAGCUGCUACAUCAGCAGAAGUCUCUGAACCAAGCUUGUCAAACCAGACCCUCCCAGCUUCCCCCAUUCGCUUCCUCACGUUCGACCAAUCUGGGCACUGCGGCGGCUUCGGGGACUUCCUAGUCGGGCUCGUCUCCUCCUUCGUCGCUGCGCUCUUGGACCGCCGGGCGUUUGUGAUUCGCCACAACUGCAUCCAGUACGCGUUUGAGCCCGCAUUCAUCGACUGGCGCCCGUCCCCUGAUGUUCCCAUGGAGCCUUCUCGUCGCACGAGGAAUCUGAAUGAGUCGUUUUCGCCGGGGAUGCUUACGAAGGGGACGGGCGAGUGGGCCGAUGCGUUCAGGGCGAUGGGGUUGCGCCCACCGUACGCCUUUGGCUGCAUUCUGCGAUUCCUUGUUAGGCCCAGGAAGGAGGUAUGGCCGCUGACAGCGCGGCUGCUGCAGGAGAUGCGGGAGGUGCGGACGGUGGUGGUGGGGGUGCACGUGCGCCUGAGCGACAGUGUGGUGCGCGACCCGCACGCCACCGCCAAGAGCGUCACUCCCGCUUCCAUGGCCGCUGCUUUGGAGGCGGCUGCUCCCAUUCUCGCCUGCGCCAAGGCAGUGGAGGACAUGUGGUAUCCUCCGCCUCUCACAGUGCGCUGGAUGCUCAUCACCAACUCAAUCGACUUAAAGACGGCCAUCCGAUCGCACUUCCCCGGCAAGAUACUCGAGACAAAUUUCGUGCCUCGCCACUCACAGGCGUUCGGCAACAAGGGCAAGGAGCAGGAGAGGGAGGAGGCAGAGCAGGGCUACCGAGAGAUGGUGGCUGAGUGGCUCUUGCUGUCGUCUAGCAACUCCGUUGUUCUGCCAGUCACGCUCAUCUGCGAAAGGGAUAUUGAGCAUCGAUCUCAACGCGUGAACGAACCGAAAGCUUCACGUGAGCCCCCAUCGUCUCCGCGGGCUUCCCUCGUCGCUGUGUUCCGCAUCCCCGCCAACCCCCUCACCUCGGGCUUCGUUCGUCUAAUCGCUUCGCUGCAGGUGUUUUGGGUCCCUGUUGAUCUAUUGAGCCCCAUUGGCCGUUCACGAAUCGCAGCGGAGUAG
Closterium sp. Naga37s-1 is the source of this 1668-nucleotide messenger RNA. The record is from the annotation of a GenBank genome assembly. NCBI's taxonomy places the organism in Eukaryota, Viridiplantae, Streptophyta, Zygnematophyceae, Desmidiales, Closteriaceae.